Messenger RNA from Toxoplasma gondii ME49, 1695 nucleotides. RefSeq lists its product as hypothetical. The coding region runs from base 1 to 1695 and encodes 564 amino acids. Lineage: Eukaryota; Apicomplexa; Conoidasida; Eucoccidiorida; Sarcocystidae. The transcript has 4 exons. The record is from RefSeq and is a predicted model, not a curated record.
AUGGCGGCGUCGAAAACCAAACCGAAGUCGGGCGGCAUGUUCGCGGGUUCCGCGUCGCUGGCCGGGAGCCGCCGAACACUCCAAGGUGGCCUGAACAGCGCUGGAGUGCCCAGUGGCUUUUUUGGACAGAAGUCGAUGCGUCUGGGUUCCAUCCGCCUCGGCUCGACGCACAACUCGACGACGGCGCUGAAGACUACACAUCAGGAGAAAACGUACGCCAUGUACCACACGUACGACGCGGCAGUCACCGAGAACGGCGGCAAACUCGAAGUCUCUCACUUGGUCAUGUUUGUUCUGCUCACAAUUACCAUCCUCGCCACGACCUCUUGUAGUUUCUAUUUUAUCUCCAGAAAAAACCUGGUGAUGGACACUGUUGACCAGCUGGAUCAAGAGGCAGCCGCGGUGCGAAACGUAACCAUGACGCUGGACAUCGCAGAGGCUGCAGCCCAAUGGUCCUACUCCCUUGACACACGCCCGUUCGCUGAAGCAGCUGUCAUCACGCCCGAACUCAUAUUUGCCGUUCAAGGGCGAUUUGUCGGCGCCGCAAAUAUGAUUCUCUCGGCGCUGGAGACUCUGCGAAACGCAGACCUCGCAGCUUCGACCUCUUCAAAAUGCGUCAGUCCAGAUCAGACGUCGCAAGGUGGCAAGCAACCGUGCCCGCUGAAAAAACUCCUUUCGCAGCUUCGGCAGAUCGACACCGGGCUGCACGAUGCAAUGAUGGCGGUUGUCCUGAAAGACCGACUGAAACUCACGGAAGUCCUGAACGAAGUCAUCGUUAACCGACUUCCUGGCGCGUGGGAGGAAGUCACGGGUCCGAUGUCUUUCCUCUUUUUCACCGCGCGUGAACACGAUAAAGUCAAAGCUGCCGUCCAAACCUACCUGUCGAAACUCGACAAACUGACGGCUGACGUGGCCAGCGAAUUGGACUGGGAAAGCCCCAUGUGGUGCGCCAGUGCCACUGCAGCCACCCUUUCCCUUACCCUCAUCGCGUUUCUCAUCGCCGUUGCCGUCUUCUCCAGGAGAUUACAGGAGGCAUUCGGGGCCUGCCAGAAAGCGUUUUUUGAGUCAGUCGAAGAACUGCGGGCGAAAAUCGACGAGAUGACCGACUUCAUGCAUGCCACCUUCGAGUUCCGCAUCACUGCCAGUCUACACGUUUUGAACGGUGUGGCGGCUCUGCUGGGUGCCUCGUCGACUUUGACGCCUUACCACCAAAAAGUUCUGAAACUGAUGGAAAAGUGCGUCGUCGAUACAGAGGCUGCGACAGUGAACGCCGUCAGUUGUCUGUGCUCGGAAAUCGAAAUUCCGCAGCUUGGCACUGAAGAGACGAACAUCCGGGCCAUCGUCGAAGACUGCUUGGAAAUAUUCGCGUCUAAAACUGAGGCUCGGGGACUCCCAGUCACAUGCACAUUCGGGGCUGGGUGCCCCUCCGUCGCUCUCGUUGACUCACAUAAAUUGCGGACGAUUUUAACGAAGGUCCUCUCCUUUGUUGUUGACCAUACUUUUGAGAAGGGCCGCGGCGUCGACGUCUUCGUCAACGCGAACGCGUCUGCAUCCCGACAAGGAGAUUCGCUAGAAGAAUUCCGAGGCUUUGACAUUCACUUCGAAGUCAGUCGUUCGCCAGUUUCUUCUCCCAUAAGCGGCGCUUUCGACAGGCCAGUCGAAGGGCUUCUCCGAGGUGCUCUUCUAUGCCUGUAG